GCUCUCGAUCGAUGGACGUCGCGGCUCGCCACAGCGGUGCACAAAAGGCACCCAUAGUAACGCAGAGCUCGCGAACCAUAAAUAGCAGCAUCGCACACCGCCGCCGCCGCGCGCACCCCACAAAAGGGCUGCCCACAACCAUGCGGCUCCUCCUCUGCCUCGCAGCCGCCGCAGCGGUCGACUGGCAGGUGCCCGCCUACCAGAGCGCCCUCACGGAGACCGGGCUGAGGGAGCUGUUGGGUGUUGACGACGAGCAGGCGACUCCACUGAUUGCUUCCGUACACCGAUUAGGAUUGGCCAAUCGAUUGCGCUCUUUAGCAGCAGCGCACGUCUUCGCUACGGAUGCGAACGUCGAAUUAGUGGUGAGAUGGAAAGCGGAACGGGGCUGCGAUUGCGAGGCCGAGGACUUGUUUGCCGAGCCGCCUUGGUCUACUUUCAAAGGCAACGGCUCGGCCCUCGACGGUUUGCUGGCCAUGGUCAACGAGACCCAGCCGUCCGUAGUCCUGAAACCGUCGUCCGGAAGACCCGUCCUCGUCAUUCGAUCUUCUGGACGAUGGAGGUGGUCGCUCCCCGUCACGCUCGACGCCACCAAAUACAGUGCGAUCAUCCUAGAUCCGCGGGGCCAGUUCGCCCAGCCUCAGAUGGACUGUCGCGAGUUCUUGCACCGGAAGCGGGCCUUCUAUCAGCGCGUCGAUGGCGCAGCGAUGCGAGUUGCUGGACUGAACGACACGCUCGUAAAUCUCAGGAACGCUUUACAGGACAAAUUCGUCGUCGGCCUGCACGUCCGGACCUACGACCCGUCCUUCGACUGGCCCGUCGUGCCUCCACCGGAUGUUUCUGUGGAAAGCUCGACAACGUGGGAUGAAUCUGCACCUAUCAAAGUGCAUUUCGAGGCAGCUAGGCGCGUCCUGAAGCGCCACCCGAGAGCCGUCAUCUUCCUGGCUUCCAAUGACGCUUCGGUCAAAGCUCGAGCCAAAAGGGAGUUCAAGGAUUCGGAGUUGAUCUAUGCCGACUGGGGCGACGCCACAAGGGCCACACCAGGCGCCGGGCAGCGCGCCGCGUUGGCCGAUUGGCUGGUCUUGGGCGAUGCUGCCCUGGUGUUGCACACGUUCGGGAGUUCCUUCGGGGAAGAGAGUGCUUCUAGAAACGGAGUGCCCUCAGUCCGACUGAGAAGUGGAGGCCACGUCCUGGGCGUGGAUAUAAACAGAGACAAUUGCGGCCACGUGGGCAUGCGCGCCGCCGAGACGGAGGGCGACGAGCACUGCUUCGAGCAGGCCGGGGCCCAGGUCUGUUCCCCACCCUUGGAGCUCAAACCCUGUGAGAUGGAGGAGCCCUGGGGCCUGCCCGACGUGUUCUGCUGACUCCAUUCUGUGAGCCGCCGCCGCGUGGGACGGCGCCUCGAUGGCGUGCCGGGCCCUCGGUCGUCCCGACGGACG
Molecule: messenger RNA, 1436 nt
Organism: Pelagomonas calceolata
Lineage: Eukaryota; Pelagophyceae; Pelagomonadales; Pelagomonadaceae
Source: the annotation of a GenBank genome assembly